Messenger RNA from Amphibalanus amphitrite, 2648 nucleotides. Its product is annotated as cell cycle control protein 50A-like. The record is from RefSeq and is a predicted model, not a curated record. The transcript has 3 exons. NCBI's taxonomy places the organism in Eukaryota, Metazoa, Arthropoda, Thecostraca, Balanomorpha, Balanidae. Bases 220 to 1311 code for a protein of 363 amino acids. Gene Ontology annotation, cellular component: Golgi apparatus; plasma membrane; endoplasmic reticulum.
AAAACAACACACAGAAUCUUAUGACGUCAAUUAAAACGAUCGAAGAAAACAACCGAAUUUGAUUUCAUCUUGUAUUUUUAGCAAUCUUGAUCUUCGAUGAGUAACAAUCGGUAACAACGGUAACAACGGACAAGGCCACAGCGCCUUGCCACAACGGAGAGGUUUCAACACGGUAUAUCACGAGUAGUCCAGAGGUUUUAGCACUCAACCUCUGCUAUAAUGUCGAGUCCAGUCAGCUCUGAACAGACCAAGACCAAGAGGCCAUCAAGCAGCAAGUUUCGCCAGCAGCAACUGCCGGCCUGGCAACCGAUCCUCACUGCAGGCACGGUUCUGCCCACAUUCUUUGUCAUUGGCGUUGCCUUUAUCCCAGUAGGCAUUGCACUGCUGACCUUCUCUGGCAAUGUUCAGGAGGUGGUGAAGGAGUACACCCAGUGCAACAGCAUAGAUCCGGCACAUAACAAUGCCACCUGCGACGAGGUGCUGAGCAGCCCGAAUCACACAGCUGCUUCACCCUGCACGUGCCACAUCAAUUUCAACGUCACAGAGAGUCUCAAUGGCCGUGUGUACAUGUACUAUGGUCUGACCAACUUUUAUCAGAAUCACCGGCGUUACGUCAAGUCUCGCGAUGUCAACCAGCUCAUGGGCCAGACGGACUCGGCACUCUCCGACUGCAGUCCGUUCGCGACCGCCGAUAAGAAACCCAUCGCACCGUGCGGAGCCAUCGCCAACAGCCUCUUCAAUGACACCUUCGAGCUGAAGAUGCUGUCUUCUGCGGGCGCGGAGCUCGCCGUGCCUCUGGUGCGCACGGGAAUCGCCUGGCCGUCGGAUAAAAAGUACAAGUUUGAGAACCCUCCGGGCCCGCUGACCGCCGACGGCGCCUUCAAGAACACCGCGAAGCCGGUCAACUGGAAGCGCGCCGUGUACGAGCUGGACCCGGCGCACCCGGACAACAACGGUUACGAGAACGAGGACCUGAUCGUGUGGAUGCGCACUGCCGCGCUGCCCACCUUCCGCAAACUGUGGGCGCGCGUCAACGAGUCGGCCGAGACGUUCAAACACAGCCUGCCGGCCGGCGAGUACCGCAUCGUCGUCAGCUACGCCUACCCGGUGACGUCGUUCGGCGGCACCAAGCGCAUCAUCCUGUCCACCACGUCGCUGCUGGGCGGCAAGAACCCGUUCCUGGGCGUGGCGUACAUCGUGGUCGGCUGCAUCUGCCUGGUGCUUGGCGUGGCGUUCCUGAUCAUCCACGUCAAGUACGGCAAGCGGGGAACGGAUACCAUCACCAACCGCACCGACUGGUCCGGUCACUAAGGGCCCGUCCCCGACCGGCUGCACCCGCUGCAGGUGGGCCGUGACGACAGCGGCAGGGGCCAGUGACGUCACAGGUGGGCGGGGCUCACCGGUCCUGGCGGGGCUCCCCGGUUCUGAUAGCGGCUUAGGAAAGGGUGACCGAUAAGGAGCAGUUCCGGAGGAAAUGGUGGGUCUGUAAUCCAAGGAAGGGGGCACACUCAAUGGUUAUUGUAAGUAACGGCACGUCUGGUCUGAUGUGCUUGAUCAGAGGCGCUGAAAAAAUAGGUAAUGCUUCAGCGGUUGCCAUUAUUUGAAAGAACUUUACUGCGUAUGCACCGCCAAUUCUGGUUCUAAUUUGUCGUCGGUCCCUUUUACGUUACUAUAGUUCGUUUUUCUUAAGUUUGCCCCUCACUGUAAACGUCUUUUUGAACACAGCACGAGAAUUGCUAGCUGAAUUACUGAGAAAACUGGUUGGUGCACAUUGUAUUGGAUAUAUGAAUAAUAUUUUCAAAAUAAGUUUUGAACACAGACGAUGUAACGUUAAUGUUAAACGCUGUGCAAUUUAUUAAUUAGUUCAGACAUAAUUCCUGAGAAGUCGUCUAUCACUGUGGAGCCGUAGGUAUGGGUAAAUACGAGCUAUGAGUCUGUGAAAUAGUAAACAAAUUUGAUAAAAUUGAUCGUCUGUGAAAUCUGGUGAAAUCAAUGUGCGCCAACCAGUUUUCUCAGUAAUUCAGCUAGCAAUUCUCGUGCUGUGUUCAAAAAGACGUUUACAGUGAGGGGCAAACUUAAGAAAAACGAACUAUACGACGUUAUCAAAACCUAACUGAAACCGAGAAGUGCGCAUGUAUGCACGAGCCACUUAUUUCAUACUAUCGGUACGUGGGAUAUCACGUCACCGCUAAGAACUCGGCAGUUGCCAAUAUUGCUGUCAGUGCCAUCGCACGGAAAACCCUAGCCUCGGGCGGAUUUUGCCUGAACAUGUCCCCUGAAUCGCUGUCGCCCUCUAUUGCGAUGUGGCUGCACUAUCAGAACGCCGCAGUCUCACGCCACCUCGUAAUACCGAAGUCCCUGACGAAGGCAGAAGGUGUGAUCAAUGUUAUGAUAGGUUACACGGUUUAUCCGAGCUAUAUACAAUUGCUAGGAGUGUCGUCCCGUUCAUGAAUGUUCCGGUGUUGAUUGAAGCGUUCACGCACACUGCUAGAACUGCUUGUGAUUCGUACUAAGCGAGACACUGGGUUGUGAAGAGGCUUACAGCUGGGUUUACCUGGAUGGAAUUUAGUGAAUUUUCCUAUUUUAUCAGCUUUUUCUAGAAAGCAAUUAAAAGAGUCCAGUUUAUAUCGGUAGAACUCAGCCAAAAA